AUGGCGGUCCUCAAGCACUGCCUGUGGCUCCUCGUGGCGGCCCAAGCCGCCGUCACGAGUGCUGCUCCUGGCUCCUACAACUUCUCUCAGGCCGCGAUCGACAACGGCGAAGCCCUGUCCCAGCUGAGCGCUGAUGCCCUCAGAGCUGCUCGGGCGUUGAACUCGGGCUCGGGUCUCAACUCCACCUGCUCUCCCGAGAAGGUUCAAGUGCGAAGGGAGUGGAGAAAGCUGUCCGUCGAAGACCGAAAGUCUUUCGUUGCGGCGGUCCAAUGCCUCCAGGCCUCUCCUAGCUUGCUUGACCCCGUUGAGCUUCCCGCUGCGAAGUCCGGCUACGAUGACUUCGUAUUGAUACAUCUCAACCAGACAUCGCGAAUUCACGUUACGGCGAACUUCCUCCUGUGGCACCGCUUCUUCACAUGGACGUAUGAGCAGAAGCUGCGUUCCGUCUGUGGAUAUCAGGGAAUCUUCCCCUACUGGGAUUGGAGUCUCGACGUCAACGACCCGGCCGCGUCCCCGGUAUUCGACGGGUCCGAGACCUCCAUGGGCGGCAACGGAGCCUUCAUCCCCCACGAGGGGAUGCAGAUCCUCCAGUCGCGGUCCAACACCACCGUGAAGCUCCAGCCCGGCUCCGGCGGCGGCUGCGUCGAGAGCGGCCCGUUCGCCGACAUGACGGUCCACGUCGGCCCCCGGCUCCUCUGGCAGUACGGCUCGCCGACCUUCAACUCGACCGAGAGGCCCACGGACGACCACCCCCGCUGCCUGAGACGCGACCUCAACAAGCACAUCGCCCAGCGGUACAACUCGUUCCGCAACGUCACCAGCCUCGUCCUGGAGAACGACAACGUCGAGUGGUUCCAGGCCGUCAUGCAGGGCGACGACCGCUACGUGCCCGGUGUCGAGCUCGGAGUUCACGGCGGCGGACAUUACACCAUUGGCGGUGAUCCCGGUUCGGAUCCGUUCAUCUCGCCCGGCGAGCCGGCCUUCUACCUCCACCAUGCCCAGGUCGACCGCAUCUACUGGAUUUGGCAGAUGCAGGACUUCGCCAACCGACAGGAGGCUUUCGGCACCGAAACGCUGCAAAACAACCCGCCAAGCCGAAACGUCACCGUGGACGAUACUCUCGAUAUUUCACCCCUCGGUGGACCCGCGAGGCUCGGGGACCUGAUGAGCACAGUCGGAGGACCGUUCUGCUACGUCUACGAGUGA
Molecule: messenger RNA, 1206 nt
Organism: Colletotrichum karsti
Lineage: Eukaryota; Fungi; Ascomycota; Sordariomycetes; Glomerellales; Glomerellaceae
Exons: 6
Coding region: 1-1206 (401 amino acids)
Molecular function (GO): oxidoreductase activity
Source: RefSeq, a predicted model, not a curated record